Molecule: messenger RNA, 595 nt
Organism: Penaeus indicus
Lineage: Eukaryota; Metazoa; Arthropoda; Malacostraca; Decapoda; Penaeidae
Exons: 3
Coding region: 1-558 (185 amino acids)
Source: RefSeq, a predicted model, not a curated record
AUGUCCACAAAGAUAUCCAUGGCCAUAACCAUAUCCACCAUAACCGCCAUAACCGCCGUAACCGCCCAAACCGUCAAACCAAAGUGCCUCGUCUGCGAUCCUGACUCUACGCUUGUCACCUGUCCUCUGUUGGGUUGCGCGAAUGCGUGGGACGCCCCCAGCAGAAGGGGCGAGAACAGAAAGGAGGUAGUUCCGCCGCAGACGCGAGCUAACCUUACCGUCUUUUUCGGUUUACGAAUUUCGCCGCUAGAAUGCUACGUCGCGUGGUCCAGUUGGCAGUGGUGUUGGCCGUUGUGUGCCUGUGCGUGGCCCUCCCUCAGUCCCAAACCCAGGGCCGCCAAGGACAGGGCCAAAACAGGUUCUUCUUUGGCAAUCUCCUCGGUGCCGCUCAGGGUGCUUUCCAGGGUGCUGUGUCUGGUUUCGCAAAUCCGUAUGGAGGUUAUAACAACUUCAACAGGCCCUAUUACAACAACUUCAACUACAACCCAUACGGUGGUUACAACUACUAUGGAUAAGGAGUGCGAUGUGGCUGGACUUGUGACCCGAACCUCUCGUUGAAGCUUUGUUCUGUAUUUUUAGUUUCAAUAAAACUGAA